Molecule: messenger RNA, 291 nt
Organism: Leishmania braziliensis MHOM/BR/75/M2904
Lineage: Eukaryota; Euglenozoa; Kinetoplastea; Trypanosomatida; Trypanosomatidae
Product: putative glutaredoxin-like protein
Exons: 1
Coding region: 1-291 (96 amino acids)
Biological process (GO): cellular response to oxidative stress
Cellular component (GO): cytoplasm
Molecular function (GO): glutathione disulfide oxidoreductase activity
Source: RefSeq, a predicted model, not a curated record
AUGUCCACCACUGUCCCUGAGCUCAUUAGGCAGAACAAAGUCGUCGUGUUCUCUUGGGUGCACUGUCCCUUCUGCACUCGUGCCAAGUCGAUCCUCACGUCGGCGACGAAGGAUGUAAGAGUGUAUGAGUGUGACCAGAUGGCGAACGGCGAGGAUCUUCGCCAUCAAAUUCUGAAGGCAUAUAAACACGAGACAGUCCCGGCGAUUUUCAUCAACGGGGAGUUCGUUGGCGGCUGCAGCGAAUUGGAGGCCAUGCAGAAGAGUGGCGACCUUGCCAAAAGGCUUGCGUAA